This is a messenger RNA of Lycium ferocissimum, 1309 nucleotides long. RefSeq names its product WPP domain-interacting protein 1-like. The coding region runs from base 152 to 958 and encodes 268 amino acids. The transcript is spliced from 3 exons. NCBI's taxonomy places the organism in Eukaryota, Viridiplantae, Streptophyta, Magnoliopsida, Solanales, Solanaceae. The record is from RefSeq and is a predicted model, not a curated record.
CUUUCCAGAACCGAGAAAAAAAAAAAAAAAAAAACAGAAAUUCUCUCUCGUAACUAUUCAUUCUACCAUUUUCGUGGCCUUCUGCAAAUUUCCAAAUCCAGGUUUACAUUCAAAUCCCACCACCGCCACUGCCUUGUGCAAAUUCAUCAUUAUGACCGAAAAGGAUAGUAAUCAUUCAGUGAGUAAUUAUACAAACGGUGGAAGGUCAAUGAAUCAUGACGGAGAGUUGAAUGAUGAAACUCAGGAUAGAGAAAGAGCAGUUGGUGAGGAACUUCAGGCUGAUCUUGACAGAAGAAAUGAUGGGGAGGUCGGAGGCGUGUCUCAAGAAGAUCUAGCUGCUGAAUCACCUCAGGAGGCUGAGAAAGAGAAGAGCGAGAAUCACUGCUCGUCCGCAGAUCAUGAUCCUAUGCUGGACUCGCUCUCCACCCUCCAGGCCCUUCAAGAAGCACUUGAAAGAGAACUUUGGGGCUUCAGAGAAAUUAAAAAAGAAGAUUCUAUCACCAUCUCAAAUAGUUGCUCAAAAAAGGAAGAAAAGAGUGUUGGAAUUGCGUUGCAUCGGAGAACUAGCGACCUUGAAAGUGAGGUUGAGGCUCUCUUCAGACAGAAAAUUGAAGCUGAAGUUGAGUAUUUGACUGUAUCAAGAGCGGUCAAAAAGUUGAGAGUUGCAGCAGCUGAACAAGUUAACCUCUUGGAAGAACAAAAGAAAUUAGCUUCAGAACAAGCGCAGAUUGUUAAAAAGCUUGGAGAAGCAGAAUUGAUGGCUGCAACCCUUAAAACACAGGCUACGAAGUUUGAGAAUUGCGGUGAAGAUAUCAUGACCAUUGAUGAAAUGCUAAAGCUACAGAAGAGAGUGUGUAAGUACAGCACUUGUUUUUUAUUACAGUUGGUGUUGCUGGUUGUCGUUGGGCUGUUUCUCUUGCAGAUAUCACCCGAUUAUGCUGAAGUUGUACCCACGUAAAUUGUAGAAGUGAACUUUUGCUUCCAUUUUUUGUGUACUGUUACCAUCGUUGAACAGUCUUGAAUAUUAAUUAUUUACUUUUAGAUGUUUGUAGAUAGAUGGACCUCCUGGUUUCCAUUUUUGCCCGCCGCUAUUGAAUUUUAGCAAUUAAAAUAGAAGAUGAUCUGUUUCUGCGAUUGAUCGCCGGGCAAUUAUGGACCUACUUGGGUUGUAAGGUCCCCAAAAGUUUCUUAUUUUGCGGUGUAUGGUAUUGACUAGAAAUGAUUCUUUAGGAAAAUGUUUUCUAUGAACAAGUCAUUAUCUGGUAUAUUGGUUAUCAGAAAUGAUUUCUGAUCACAUUGAACACAUAAA